UAAUGUUGUUCAUCUCUAGUUUGUAUAUGUAGAAUUUAAACUUAUGUUAAUCAAUAUAAAAUGAGCCUAAACAUGUUAGGAAACAUAGAUGAAAAGACUGUUGUUCCCAACGUAGAUGAGCUACCGUACUUUCCCGAGAAGUUCCCCGGAAAAGUAUGUUGUCUAUGUAAUCUUGGGGAGCGAAGCGGUCUUGGUCAAGGGACCAUGUUUCAACUAAAAGUUCCUUUGGAUCUCAAGGAAAGGAAAUCCAUUGAAACAGAAAAGGAUCAGAGUAUUAUUCGCAUAAUGAAAUCUGCGCUAAAAAACAAAAAUGUAGGCAACGGUGAGAACACUUAUGAGCUGGACAAAAUUGGCUAUGCCGACUUGCUAAAUGCCGUGGUGUUCUUUGAUGACGAGUUUGUUUAUGUACAUCGUAUGUGUAUAAUGUGGACUCUGCGUAAAAAAGUUCAAAUCAAGGAACAGGAUGUAUUUCAAUUUUUAAGCAAUUUAAACGAGUAUUUGGAACAGAAAUGCAGUUUCUGUGGACAAUACGGAGCAUCCAUUACUUGCAAAAUGAAUUGCCGACAAAUGCAUCAUUGGCCGUGUGCCACUGCAGCCGGUUGUUUUCUUAUCUUGGAAAGCUUCACUGUAUUCUGUACAGAGCACUUGAGCCAGGUGCCAGUAAUUUGUACUGAAAAUAAUGUUGGCUGUUUAACGUGUUCUUCACUGGGUGAUCUGUCAAAAUUAAUUAUGUGUUGCUCAUGUGGAGAUCAUUUUCAUUCCACUUGCAUUGGACUAGCUAAUUUACCUGAUACGAGAUCUGGUUGGAGUUGUGCCCGCUGUACAAAAUGUCAAAUUUGUAGACAACAAGAAGCGAACGAUAUUAAAUUCAUCAAAUGUGAGCAAUGCCAAAAGAUCUAUCAUGCCACAUGCUUACGACCUGUAAUAUCUUCGAUUCCCAAAUAUGGCUGGAAAUGUAAUCGAUGUCGUGUUUGCACGGACUGUGGAUCUCGAACGCCAGGUGGCGGUAGCUCAUCUCGCUGGCACAGUCACUAUACAAUUUGUGAUUCGUGCUAUCAGCAAAGAAACAAGGGAUUUUCAUGCCCAAUUUGCCAAAAGGCAUAUAGAGCUGCAGCUUACAAGGAAAUGGUUAAAUGCAGUUGCUGUCACAAAUUUGUUCAUAGCACAUGUGAUGAAGAAGCUGAUUUGACUGCUUAUCACAAAACAAAAGAAUAUAAUCCGGACUAUGAUUAUAUUUGUCCUUUAUGUAAAAGUAAUUCAGCUAACGGCAACAAUAAGAUUGUUGACCCGCUCGAACGAUCCCUGGGUGAAAUGCAAACGUCAGAACAGUUUAAUAUAAGACACGUGGAAAUCGAACCAUUAAAUGGUAAGCCUUGCAUUGAAGUAAACAGUGAAGAUCCCCUCAAAUUGCCAAGCACUAAGAAAAAGGUUUGCUUAACUAAUAUUCGUGGCAAAGGUGGCAAAUUUGUAUUACACCGCAUGGGAGCAAUGUCACAGUUAGGGAAAAAGCGCAGCAAUCGAGGAAAAGGACGCCAACUUGUUCUUCAAAGCGGCUCAAAUGAUCGUUACAUUGGCCGUAAUAUGGAUACAGACCUUUCCAGUGACAAGAAAUUAUUAUUGUGUUCGGCUCGUGAUAAGUUUGUUCUCUCGCAGGACAUUUGUGUCAUGUGCGGCACUUUGGGAAUUGAAAGCGAUUCGGUUUUAAUCACUUGUGCACAAUGUGGCCAAUGCUAUCAUCCGUACUGUGCCAGUGUCAAGCAUUCGAGAGGCAUUUUGCAAAAGGGUUGGCGUUGCUUAGAUUGUACAGUCUGUGAGGGCUGUGGCAAGAAGAAUGACGAGGCCCGUUUGCUUCUUUGUGAUGAAUGUGAUAUUUCUUACCAUAUAUAUUGUGUCAAUCCGCCUUUGGAGACGGUGCCACAUGGAAAUUGGAAAUGUUCUUUUUGUACUAUCUGUCAGAAAUGUGGUCGAAAUCCGACUGAGAAGAUUAACUACAAUGAACCGAGUGUGCCUGAAUGCCCGCCAUGUGCUAGCCAAAACAACUGUUUUAUAUGCAAGAAAAGCUACAGCGAUGGCGAAAUGAUCAUUCAAUGUGAACAAUGUGAGCAAUGGUCACAUUUUUUGUGUGAUUCAAUAAACACGCAGUACACUAUGGAAUAUUAUGAUAAUAAUGUGUACAAGUGCAUGAAAUGCCGCGCCAACACGAAAGCGAUUUUGCCACAAAAUGCAAAUACAAAUUUAAGUGAAGAGAAUUCAGCGGCAUCCAAGCUUUUAGCGGACGUGGGUCAAGAAGGAAAGGUGAUGGGGCUUGCGGAUCGUAAUAUUCGAUUGACAAACGAACUCUUGGAGAGCACAGAAGCUAUACAUUGGAUAGAUGGUGUAUGCUUAAGUGAAAAUGGUUUGAACAUGAUCAAAUCACUUUCAACCGAAAUUAAACGGAAAAGAAAAAUGCGCCAGACAAUGGGCAAUUCAAAGGAUCCACAAAACGAAAGUGCAGUGUCUGAUGAUGUGCAGGGCGAUAAAUAUAAAGAUGGAAUGAUUUGGGAUAGAACGGAAACUGCAAUACCAGAAGGCUUUUCCAUUUCUACUAAUGAUGAUGGUAUCCAAGUCUUACGCAAAAAACGUCAACGCAAUCUUCAGAAGUUGGGUAUCGGUGGAUUUUCAGUUCGAAACAGAGCACUUAAGAAAGAUAAUGACGACUCGGUUGAUCAACUAAAUGCAAUGUUAGUUGCUGAUAAAAAAAAGAAAAUCAUACGCAAAAAACAGAAAAACAAGUUGAUCGAAGCGUAUCCGGCAUAUUUACAAGAAGCUUUCUUUGGGAAACCUCUGUUGGAAUCUGGCGAAGUGGUAGCAUACGAUUCAGAAUCGUCAGACGAGAUCGGAUCCACAAUGAAAAUGUACUUUACUCAUUCAAAUGAAAAACUUCCGGAGAGUGAAAUGGCUAAUAAAAGUCCAGUGAAGUCAUUGAAAUGCGUUAAAGUCGAAAAAACUUUGAACGAGAACAAGAACGUAUUUGCCAAUCAAUUCUCAACAACUGCACAACAAAACAAAAAGCUUGUAACUGGUGGAGCUUUGAUUGAUUCGAAUAUGUCAGAUAUUUCAAGAAAUACUUCGGCGCCCAAUAUUGUACAUUCUAUGGAUACUUUGACUACUCAAGGCAUACCAGAAUUAGACGAAAUUAAUGCUUCAAUCAAUUAUAUCGCAUCAACCGAUAAUACCAAAACUGCGAUAAGCGAGCCGCCACUUUUAGCGGACAGCUACGCUGUGUCGCCACAAGUGAGUCAUGACCAAAAGUUCCAAAGCAAACUGGUUUUGCCACAAAACAUAACUGCAAAGUCGCCACAGCUUCAAUAUCAGGCAAAACCGCAAACUAUAACAGCGCAACUUCCUUUGCAAACUGAAAAAAGAGUUGUCGAAGAGGCUAAGCCUAGCGAGCCCAUAGAGUGCAUAAAUGUUGGCACGCAAAAGACAGCUGAAAAAAUGCGAAAAGAUGAAGAUCUUGGACUUAUGGCAACAAUUUCGGCAGUGUUGUACGCUAAUACAGAGCAUGCAAAUCUGAAAGAGUCUUAUCCUAAUUGGACUGACCGCUGCAAGCAAAUUUUAAAGAGGUGGCGAUCUUUAUGCAACGAAAAGAAAGCACCGUUCUUACAAAAAGCAAAGGACAAUCGGUCUGCAUUACGACAGAGACGUGAACAGUGCAAAGUCACCCAACCUACAAAACUGGAAAAGCAAGAUGAUGGACGCUCUUGGAAACAUCAACCCUGUAAGCCAAAGGAAGAUCAAUCAAAUUUGUUUGGUGGGGUCUCCUACGAAGCACCUUGCUAUAUUGGAUCAAUCGCCAAUUCACAUCAACAAAUGGUAAUAUCUAAUGAAAAUCUUGUAGUUAAAUCUACAAUGCAAAGGACAGCUAUACAUACAGCUUCACCAUCGUUAUCGAAAAUGCCAUCUGUUGACAAUCGAAUGGAACAUACUACCUCAUUUGAUCCUGAACCAGUUGGAGAUAAAAAGCUGAGAAAUCUAUUGCAAAAAAAUAAUUCUGAAGCGGUCCUAAUGAACUCCAACUCAGAAUACUUUAUGCCAAAUGAUGUUUUGAGACUUGGGCUGAUGCAAAAUUCUGCUUUAACGCAAAAUAAUCCAAUGUUAAGUAUGAGUGGAAAUCCCCAGCAUACAGACAUUAGAGGCUUAGAACAUGACGGAAAAACACAGCUUGAUAUUAAAAUAGCGGAAUCACAGGAAGGCAUUUCGUCUUCAGCAGUCGAAUUAGAAAAUGUCGGGUUUGGAGAUAUUUUAGGAGGAUUCGGCGAAGGCGAUGAUGAUGACCUGCUUAAAUCCCUAACAUCGGAAAUUGGCGAUGAUUUUAAUAUCUUGGAAUAUGCGGAUCCAGAACUCGAUGUUAAUGUCCUUAACACACUAGAUUUCGACGAAACCGAAAAAAACGCAGCGUGAACAUGUAAACAUUUUGCUGAUCUUAGACAAUAAUCACGCCAUCAAUUUAUUUUAUUACAUAUUGUAUAAUUCAUUGCAG
Messenger RNA from Drosophila hydei, 4522 nucleotides. It is a transcript of the gene Lpt, whose product is annotated as histone-lysine N-methyltransferase 2C. The record is from RefSeq and is a predicted model, not a curated record. Gene Ontology annotation, cellular component: MLL3/4 complex. Gene Ontology annotation, molecular function: histone H3K4 methyltransferase activity; histone binding; transcription coactivator activity. The transcript has 10 exons. Bases 61 to 4443 code for a protein of 1460 amino acids. Lineage: Eukaryota; Metazoa; Arthropoda; Insecta; Diptera; Drosophilidae. Gene Ontology annotation, biological process: positive regulation of transcription by RNA polymerase II.